AUGUCAGACCUAAGGAAGUCACAACAACCACUCAAUUCCUUAUGCAAAAAUUUUCAAGGCGAAUUAUCAGAACUUCGAACAAGUCGACGCCAAGAGUUAUUACGCUCAAAACGAAAUAUUCCAUCCCUCAAACCAUCACACGCCAAACUCACGACACUCCCAACCCCAGAACAACUCAUUAAUUACGCAGAGACUGGGUUAUCUGGUAACACCGAUUCAAUGGACAUUCUUCUCGACUGUGUAAACCUCGACUCGAAGUAUGUAUUUGACUUAAUAUCAAUUGGAUUUUAUUCACGUGGGUUCACUACCCUUCAAACUCUUUCCUCUCCAAUUCUCUCGCAAUUUCUAAGAAUCUGCUCCAAUUCCGUAUCAAGCAAAAACACAGAAGAAAUAACAAAACAUUUUAUAUCGUUGGGUCUCAUCAAUGCACUUGAUUGGAUGUUCUCAUUGAACGAAGAGGACGUCGUCAAAAACGGACUUUGGCUGAUUUCAAAUUGUUUUACAGACUCACAAACGAUCAAGAAACAGUUUUUGUCGGUUGGGAUAUGCGACAAAGUCUUGAAUCUUGUCACUCGAAUGCCAACCCAAGACAUCAUCGCAACUUCCAUUUGGUUUGUCUCGAAUAUUUGCAACUCGAAUCUAUUUGAUGUUGCUCUUGAUAUCACACGAAUCAUUCAAUUUGUAUGUACCAUAUUACAGAACAAAAAUUGUUAUAAUACCAAUGUAGUCGAUGAUGCCGUGUGGUGUCUUGUAUUUCUCUGUGAAUGGGAGAAGUACAGUCAAUUCUUAUUUACUGAGCAAAUCUUCAAAUUAGUGUUUUCGGUGAUUGUUGAGCCUUCUUGUGCUUACUCUUGUGUUAGUUUUUUUAUCAACGUGUCGUACAACAACGAAGACGGAAAGUACAUUUCAAUGUUAGUCGCAGAUGGCAUUUUUGGGUAUCUUGAGAAAAUCAUCCACUCAGCAACGCCAAAAACAAUGAAAAAGGCGUUUAACUGUGUUUCGAAUUUGAUUGGGAAUCCGGACCCUUCCCCAAUCGAAGUACUUGUGAGUACAACACAAAUAUUACAAAUCGCAUGUGACCAAGUUUCAAAUGAAAGAAAUGGGUAUAAAUUGAGAAUAGAGAUGGCAUUUGUCAUUACCAAUUCUUUAUAUGGCACAGGUGGCGAGUUAGUUAAUUUGAUAGUAACGAAGUGUCCAAAUCUAUUCGAAACCCUUGUAUAUAUAUUUAAGACUAUGAAUAAUGACUCAUUCCUCUUAAAUUCGUUAUUAAAAGUAAUUGGCGAUCUCAUAGAAUUGUAUUAUGAAAAUGGCACAAACAUUGUUUGUGUUUUAGAGACUUAUUCAUUCGACGAGACACUCCAUGAAAUAUUAGCACGACCAAAAACUAAAGAAAGUGUUAAGAACACAAUCAAGAAGUUUUUGUGCUUGUAUAACACGUACAACACAAAAGACCGUGGAUUUGGAGAACUUUAA
Messenger RNA from Entamoeba invadens IP1, 1473 nucleotides. RefSeq lists its product as hypothetical. The coding region runs from base 1 to 1473 and encodes 490 amino acids. The transcript has 2 exons. Lineage: Eukaryota; Evosea; Mastigamoebida; Endamoebidae. The record is from RefSeq and is a predicted model, not a curated record. Gene Ontology annotation, molecular function: nuclear import signal receptor activity. Gene Ontology annotation, cellular component: nucleus. Gene Ontology annotation, biological process: NLS-bearing protein import into nucleus.